AUGCCACAAGGAUGCGCCCCCAAGACGGCGCCCAGGGUUUACCCGCGAACUAUUCCCUAUUGGCGCGUCUUGGUCGAUCAUGGCGCCGUCACCCAGGAAGUUCUCGAUUCCGAAUUCGCUGGCUCCGGUACUGAAGAGGAUCCCUACGCCGUGACCUGGAUCCCUGGCGACACGCGCAAUCCACAAUUAUUCAGCAUGGCCAAGAAAUUGUCCAUCACGUUGACUGCGGCGGCGACAACUUUAAUCGUAUCCCUUGCCUCUUCUGCGUAUAGCGGAACCAUCGACGAAGUUAUCGAGGGAUUCGGCGUCAGUACUCAGGUUGCUACCCUGGGGCUAUCGCUGUAUGUGCUAGGCUUCGCGAUCGGCCCUCUCCUUUGGGCUCCUGUCGGCGAGGUCUGGGGUCGACAGGUCUCGUUUUUCAUCAGCAUGCUCUGUCUCGCUGCGUUUUUGGCGGGUUGUGCGGGCGCGCAGAACAUCUGGACGCUCUGCAUUCUUCGUUUCUUUGCUGGCAGCUUUGGCUCGUCCCCUUUCAGCAAUGCUGGUGGGACAAUCUCGGAUUUGUACUCAGCGAGGCACCGCGGUUUAGCGCUGAGCUUGUACGCUGCUGCUCCCUUCCUAGGCCCGUCGCUCGGUCCCAUCAUUGGUGGCUUUUUGGGGAUGAAGGCUGGCUGGAGAUGGGUUGAGGGCUUCCUUGCUGCGACGGCUGGUUUUGUUUGGAUACUAUCGACACUGAUAAUUCCUGAAACAUACCCUCCGGUUCUUCUACGUCGACGCGCCGAGACCCUCUCGCAGAUCACGGGCAAAGUAUAUCGAAGUAAAGUUGAGAUCGAUAAAGGCCGAGUGUCAUUGGGGAAUUUGUUGAACAAGUCACUUCUCCGACCCUGGGCUCUCCUUCUCGAGGAGCCGAUUGUCUUUCUUUGCGCGGUAUACAUUGCCAUCGUCUACGGUACGCUGUAUAUGUUCUUCGACGCUUUCCCUAUCGUCUUUCAACAAGGUCGUGGGUGGAAUCCAGGUGUGGGCGGUCUUUCCUUCCUGGGGAUCCUGGUCGGCAUGCUCAUUGGUAUUGGAUGUACGAUCCCUGCAAACAUGCACUACAUCAAAACUAUGGAUGCUCACGGCGGCCGCGCGCCACCAGAGACACGCCUGGUGCAGUGUAUGCCGGGUGCUGUUUUGAUCUCUAUCAGCCAGUUUUGGUUCGCGUGGACGAAUUAUCCAUCCAUCCACUGGAUCGUAUCUAUCAUUGGCACGGCGCCGUUUGGAAUUGGCGUUAUCCUGAUUUACCUCGGGAUCAUGAACUAUUUGAUUGAUUCAUACACGAUCUACUCGGCAUCGGUUCUCGCGUCGAAUGCUGUUCUCCGCUCUGUCUUCGGUGCGAUCUUCCCCGUCAUCUCGCUCUAUAUGUAUGGUAAUCUGGGGAUUCACUGGGCUCCGUCGAUCCCGGCAUUUCUCUCGGUUGCUUGCAUACCGAUUCCGUUCCUUUUCUAUAAGUACGGAGCUGUCAUCAGAUCGAAGUGCAAGUACGCAGCCGAGUCCGAAGAGUAUAUGCAGAGAAUCAGGGCGCAUACACUGAAAGAGAAGAAGUCUGAUGAAAGUAAUACGGGAGAGAUGAUGACGUCCGAGGAAUCUGCUCUUGAAAGGGCGACUACGCUACAUUAA
This is a messenger RNA of Penicillium waksmanii, 1656 nucleotides long. Its product is annotated as MFS transporter. The transcript has a single exon. Lineage: Eukaryota; Fungi; Ascomycota; Eurotiomycetes; Eurotiales; Aspergillaceae. Gene Ontology annotation, molecular function: transmembrane transporter activity. Gene Ontology annotation, biological process: transmembrane transport. The record is from RefSeq and is a predicted model, not a curated record. The coding region runs from base 1 to 1656 and encodes 551 amino acids.